This is a messenger RNA of Coffea eugenioides, 1057 nucleotides long. Its product is annotated as ABC transporter C family member 12-like. The transcript has 7 exons. Lineage: Eukaryota; Viridiplantae; Streptophyta; Magnoliopsida; Gentianales; Rubiaceae. The record is from RefSeq and is a predicted model, not a curated record. The annotation marks the transcript as partial.
GGGAAUCAAGCAGUUUCAGAAAACAGACAAGUUUGUAGUGAAAUCCUAGUAAUUUCUGCUGGAAAUAGUGAUCCAAUCAGAGAAUCCAAAAAUGGGUUUCAAGCCAUGGAUUUGGUAUUGCAGGCCAGUGGAGAAUGGAGUUUGGGCAAAUCAAACAGAGAGUGCUUUUGGAUCAUACACGCCCUGUGCCUUAGAUUCUGUAGUGGGGUGUGUGUCCCAUUUGGUUCUUCUGGGAUUGUGUUUAUAUAGAAUAUGGUUGACUAAGAUGGAUUACAGGAUCCAGAGAUAUCGAUUGAGGUCAAAUUUGUACAAUUAUUUUUUGGCAUUGCUUGCUGGGUUUUGCGCUGCUGAGCCCAUGUUCAGACUGAUUUUGGGCAUUUCACUUUUCAAUCUGGAUGAACAGAGUGGUCUGGCUCCAUUUGAGAUGCUAUCAUUGGGUAUUGAGGCACUUGCUUGGUUCUCAUUAGUGUUUAUGCUGGGCUUGGAGACAAAAAUUUACAUUAGAGAGUUCCGGUGGUAUGUCCGAUUUGGACUAGUUUAUGUUUUGGUAGCAGAUGCUGUAAUGUUCAAUUUGAUAUUUUCACUGAGGGAUUUUUAUACAAGGUCGAUACUGUAUCUAUAUUGCUCUACACUUGUGUUCCAGGUUUUGUUAGGAGGGCUGCUUCUUGUUUAUGUCCCUCAUAUGGAAUCCUACCCUGGCUACAUCCCAUUGUCUGGUGAAUCUGCUGAUGAAAAUAAACAUGAAACUUUUCUUGGAGGAGACAUUUGUCCAGAGAGACAUGCCAAAUGGCUAGACAGCAUAUAUUUUGGAUGGAUGACCCCCCUCAUGCAGCAAGGUUACAAAAGACCAAUAACUGAUAAGGAUGUUUGGAAGCUGGAUUCCUGGGAUCAGACUGAGACACUGAUUAAAAAGUUCCACAAAUGUUGGGCUGAAGAAUCUCAAAGACCAAAACCAUUGCUUCUACGGGCAUUGAAUUGUAGCCUUGGAGGCAGGUUUUGGUAUGGUGGCUUCUUCAGGGUUAGACCAUUAAUUUUGCUUAUAAAUGUUACUCAUUCU